AUGGCUGGUCUUAAGACUGUGAAAAAGUGGGAGGAAAAUCUUUCUUGCGAUUUGGAAAAGGAAAUAAAUUGCGGCAAGGUUACAAAGCUGAAAUGCAAAGUGUGCUGUAAGUACGAAAAUAGAAUAACGUCAAUAAAAGGAUUUUCUCGCAGUUGGAUCGAAGGAACUGACUCGGUAAAGAAGGACAGUCUAACUAAGCAUAUAAAUGGAGAUCCCCACAAGUAUGCAGUUGAACUUCAACAGAAAGAGGCUCUCGGAGCUGCAUCGUUCAACCAAAACAUUGUUGAAACCACCCCUAUCGGACGCGGGUUAAUAAAAAUGACUGUGCAGGAACAUGAACUGCUGAAAACCCGAUUUAAUACGGCGUAUUAUUUGUCUAAAAGUGAAAGACUGUGCAGUGAUUUUGAAGGAUUACUUCAAUUGCAAGAGAAAAAUGGUGCCAAAUAUAACACAAGUUAUUGA
This is a messenger RNA of Paramuricea clavata, 462 nucleotides long. The record is from the annotation of a GenBank genome assembly. Lineage: Eukaryota; Metazoa; Cnidaria; Anthozoa; Malacalcyonacea; Plexauridae.